AUGAGGGAAAUUGUUCACGUACAAGCUGGACAGUGUGGCAACCAAAUUGGUGCUAAGUUUUGGGAGGUGAUAUCAGACGAGCAUGGCAUUGACCCCACUGGAACCUACCAUGGUGAUUCUGACUUACAGCUAGAAAGGAUCAACGUCUACUUCAACGAAGCAACAGGUGGUAAAUAUGUACCUCGUGCGAUUUUGGUUGAUCUUGAACCCGGAACGAUGGACUCUGUCAGAUCUGGUCCCUUCGGUCAGAUAUUUCGGCCAGACAACUUUGUAUUUGGGCAAAGCGGUGCUGGUAACAAUUGGGCCAAGGGUCACUACACAGAAGGGGCCGAAUUAGUGGACUCCGUGUUGGAUGUAGUGAGGAAAGAAGCUGAAAGCUGCGACUGUCUACAGGGAUUCCAGUUGACCCAUUCUCUUGGAGGUGGCACUGGUUCCGGUAUGGGAACACUGCUGAUCAGUAAGAUCCGAGAGGAAUAUCCCGACAGGAUCAUGAAUACCUUCUCUGUGGUUCCUUCACCAAAGGUGUCCGAUACGGUAGUCGAACCUUACAACGCCACAUUGUCUGUCCAUCAAUUGGUGGAAAAUACUGACGAAACUUACUGCAUCGACAAUGAAGCUCUUUAUGACAUUUGUUUCCGGACCCUAAAACUAACCACUCCAACUUAUGGUGAUUUGAAUCACUUGGUAUCUGCCACAAUGUCCGGCGUGACCACUUGUCUGCGCUUCCCUGGACAACUGAAUGCUGAUUUGCGUAAAUUGGCUGUCAAUAUGGUCCCCUUCCCUCGUCUGCACUUCUUCAUGCCCGGAUUUGCACCCCUUACUUCAAGAGGAAGCCAACAGUACCGAGCCCUCACUGUUCCUGAAUUGACCCAGCAGAUGUUUGAUGCUAAAAACAUGAUGGCAGCUUGUGAUCCCCGCCACGGGCGAUACUUGACUGUGGCGGCAAUGUUUAGAGGGCGAAUGUCAAUGAAAGAGGUGGAUGAACAGAUGCUUAACGUACAAAACAAGAACAGCAGUUAUUUCGUCGAGUGGAUUCCAAAUAAUGUGAAGACAGCUGUCUGUGAUAUUCCUCCCCGCGGCCUGAAAAUGUCUGCUACUUUCAUUGGUAACAGCACGGCCAUUCAAGAAUUAUUCAAGCGAAUCUCUGAACAGUUCACAGCCAUGUUCAGGCGAAAGGCUUUCUUGCAUUGGUACACGGGAGAAGGAAUGGACGAAAUGGAAUUCACAGAAGCAGAGUACAACAUGAACGACUUGGUUUCUGAAUACCAAUAA
Acanthosepion pharaonis is the source of this 1272-nucleotide messenger RNA. Lineage: Eukaryota; Metazoa; Mollusca; Cephalopoda; Sepiida; Sepiidae. The record is from the annotation of a GenBank genome assembly.